Messenger RNA from Mycena citricolor, 947 nucleotides. The record is from the annotation of a GenBank genome assembly. Lineage: Eukaryota; Fungi; Basidiomycota; Agaricomycetes; Agaricales; Mycenaceae.
UGGCUUCCUUCCUCGACUAUGACGACCACCACAUCGGCCUUUUUCUAUGGCACUCUCAUGCACCCCAAGAUCCUGAAGCGUGUCAUCGGAAACGAUGGGGCGCAUCUGCUUAUCUGCCCAGCGAUCUUAAUGGGUUACACGCGGCACCAAGUCAAACAUGCAGACUACCCAGGCGUCCUCCCGUACUCUGAAAGUCGCCAGUUGUUCGACCACGAGCUAGAUCGGGAGACCAAUUCUGUGCGCGGUGCCAUGGUCACCGGGCUCACUCAUUCCGACAUGGCACUGCUGGACACCUUCGAAGGUGACGAGUACACGCGAUCCACUGUGCCCGUGUACCCUCUGGAGCCGCUCGUAGAUCUGUCACAAUACCGCAUGCUCCCAGAAACCCUGACGCCGCUCCCGGGACCCGCUGAAUUGCCGGCCUCGGCUCCAGUGGACACGUACAUCUUCAAGGACAUGUCACGUCUUGUGCGCGACGUGUGGGACUUGGAGGAUUUUGUGAACAAAAAUGCAUGGAAGUGGUACGGGGACGGGUCGAGGGACAACCCAGAUUUUACGGAAGUAGACAGGCGGCAGGCCGCAAGUAGGAUGGAUUCGUAGAAUGGAAAACGAAUAGUAAGGGAUGUCAAAGCAAAUAAUAAGCAAAUAAUGUUCUGAGGAGUUGAACGACCAUUGCAAGGGAUUGGAUUACACCGCACGAAUGUAUGUAUUGCGGACACGUGAAAAGGGUGCUUGUGCUUAUAUAUACGAUGGCCGGACUGGCGGAGCAUAAGACAGACCAAAAGAAAAAGCAGUGAGUGGAACUCUCGAAGAGCUCGUGGAUUCGGAAAAAUUGCCAAGUGACAGUAGUUUGGCACCCGACACGGAUUCCUCUAGUAAAAGGCGAGAGGAAUGUCAGGGUUGUGGAUGCCAAUGCCACUGGUUAGGAGGAGACCGAUGGAAUGUCG